This is a messenger RNA of Myotis lucifugus (little brown bat), 1402 nucleotides long. It is a transcript of the gene FKBP8, whose product is annotated as FK506 binding protein 8. The record is from RefSeq and is a predicted model, not a curated record. NCBI's taxonomy places the organism in Eukaryota, Metazoa, Chordata, Mammalia, Chiroptera, Vespertilionidae. Gene Ontology annotation, molecular function: protein binding; peptidyl-prolyl cis-trans isomerase activity.
GGCCAGUUCCCAUCCCCCCAGCAGCAUGGCAUCCUGUGCUGAGCCCUCCACCAUGGGCCCUGAGCCUGCUGCCCCACCGCCUGCUGGGGUCCCUCCGCUUGAGGACUUCGAAGUGCUAGACGGGGUGGAAGAUACAGAGGGCGAGGAGGAAGAAGAGGAGAACCUGAGUGAGCUGCGACCACUAGAAGACAUGGGACAGCCCCCGCUGGAGGAGACUGAAAACAGAGGGACCCUGGCCCGAGAGUUCCUGGCUGCCAUGGAGCCUGAGCCCGAGCCUGCUCCAGCCCCGGACGAGUGGCUGGACAUCCUGGGGAAUGGGCUGUUGAGGAAGAAGACGCUGGUCCCAGGCCCACCUGGCUCAAGUCGCCCAACCAAGGGCCAGGUGGUCACAGUGCAACUGCAGACGUCACUGGAGAACGGCACACGGGUGCAGGAGGAGCCAGAACUGGUGUUCACACUGGGUGACUGUGACGUCAUCCAGGGCACGAUGUCUACAGUGGACAUGACAUUUGAGGAGGAGGAGCAGCUUCUGCAGCUGAAGGUGAAGUGUCUGAACAACCUGGCAGCCUCGCAGCUGAAGCUAGACCACUACCGGGCCGCGCUGCGUUCCUGUAGCCUCGUGCUUGAGCACCAGCCUGACAACAUCAAGGCGCUCUUCCGCAAGGGCAAGGUGCUGGCCCAGCAAGGGGAGUACAGCGAGGCCAUACCCAUCCUGAGGGCAGCCCUGAAGCUGGAACCUUCCAACAAGACGAUCCACGCGGAGCUCUCGAAGCUAGUGAAAAAGCACGCGGCCCAGCGGAGCACAGAGACCGCCCUGUACCGGAAAAUGCUGGGCAACCCCAGCCGGCUGCCUGCUAAGUGUCCUGGCAAGGGUGCCUGGUCCAUCCCAUGGAAGUGGCUGUUUGGAGCAACUGCUGUUGCCCUGGGGGGCGUGGCUCUCUCUGUGGUCAUCGCUGCCAGGAACUGACUGCCAGGUGGCUGCUACCCCUUCUGAACACCGUGGACCCCACCCCGCGCUCCCUAACUCUCCCAGGCUCCCUGUCCACUACCCUUUCUGGCCUAGCCCCCUCCUCUGGGGCAGGGACAGUGAGGUUUGAGGGUUGCAUGGCCCAGUGAGCAGGAGGGACUGAGGCCCUACAGGAGGAAAUGAGGCAGGGCCCAGGCCCCAUGUCCAGCCGGGAAGGAGGGGGCCCUUAUUCCUCCAGACCCAAUUCCUAUCCUCCCACUCCCCCCUGGGUUAGGUCUCAACAGGGGCCUGCCUCAGUUUCUCCUUCCCAAGGCCUCAGGGCAGCCCUUUCCCCAUCCAGUUCCUGUACAAUUGCCAGCCCCUCCUGCCUAGCCUGCUGCCCUCUAUCUAGGCUCCACCCAACCCCCCAAGUGAAAUAAAGCCUCCCAUCCUGCA